GUCCUAUACCAAUUCCUAUAUUAGGCACCAUUCAUAUAAUUGGAAAAAAUCCUCUUACAUGGUACCAAAAGAACGUUAAAAAGGCGGGCACGAUCUGGGAAUUUUAUAUUGGCCCGCCGAAUUUCCUUCGAGGAUUUGUAUUCAGUGUUCAAAAACUAUUCAAAGAAUAUGAGGAUAAAUGGAAACUAAGUAUAAAGGAUGGUGUAGAAACUGACAUUAGUAUGUGGAUAAAGUUCUUCACGAUGGACAUUGCAAUUAUUCAAAUCACAAAACGACCAACUUGCAGUUUAGUUUCAUUUGACACAAGUAAUGAAAUAGUUCCCUCAGAAGAAGAAAAAAAAUCGUUAGAGUUAGCUAAUGCCGCAAAUUCCUUUCUUCAAUCGCUUACACUUACUAUAAAGCAAGAAUUUAAAGAAGGUGCGGUCCCAAGUUCGGAUUUAUUAGAUAGCUUAUUGAUGGCUCAUACUUUACAAAAUCCUGAAUAUAAUGAUGAUAGUGACAAUCUAGCACCGAUUACUGUUUAUGAAGUUAACGCUGUUUUAUGGGACGUUCUAUUAGGUGGCAUUGGUUCGACCAAAGAUGUAUUCGCUUUCAUGGCAUAUAAUGUUGCAAAAAAUCCAAAAAUUCUUAACAAGAUUCGUAAAGAAAUCGAUGAAGUUUUUGGGUCUAAUUUAAAUGAUUAUUUCUCCAUUGAAAAACUUAUAAAUUGUCGAUAUAUUGAAGCAGUGGUUAAGGAAUCAAUGCGUUACAUUGUACCGGCACCGUUCACAAUAAAAAUUUCAGGCACUGAAGAAAAUAUUGCUGGAUAUAAUUGGCCAAGCGGAACCCGCUUUUGGAUAGAUCAUCAAAAUAUUUCAAACAAUCCUGAUUAUUGGAAUGAUCAUGCAAAUUUCAAUCCUGAUAGAUUUUUAAAUGAAAAUCAUAUUAGUAAUUCUUUUACUCUGUUUGGUGGUGGAAUCAGAGUUUGCCCUGGAAAAAAUUUGGCGAUGAAUUGGUUGAAGACCUUGACAGUUCUAUUUUAUAGUAAGUAUAAUGUAAAAUUAGUUAAAGAAGAUGAAAAUAUUAAAUACCAUUUUACUGGCGCAAAUGUGCCUUAUGAUCUGAAA
This is a messenger RNA of Dentiscutata erythropus, 1106 nucleotides long. NCBI's taxonomy places the organism in Eukaryota, Fungi, Glomeromycota, Glomeromycetes, Diversisporales, Gigasporaceae. The record is from the annotation of a GenBank genome assembly.